Messenger RNA from Paralichthys olivaceus (Japanese flounder), 708 nucleotides. Lineage: Eukaryota; Metazoa; Chordata; Actinopteri; Pleuronectiformes; Paralichthyidae. The record is from RefSeq and is a predicted model, not a curated record.
ACGGGCGAUGUCCGAGGAAAGAUGGCGGAAGGAGGAGCGGCGGAUCUGGACACCCAGAGAGGAGAGGUCGCGGCGCUGCUGAAAACACAGCUGAGGAAGGGGGACACUUGGUACCUGGUGGACAGUCACUGGUUUAAACAGUGGAAGAAAUAUGUGGGGUUUGACAGCUGGGACAAAUACCAGAUGGGUGACCAGAAUGUCUACCCAGGCCCGGUUGAUAACUCUGGUCUUCUCAGAGAUGGGGACGUGCUCGCCAUCAAGGAACACCUCAUCGAUGAGCUGGACUACAUCCUGGUCCCCACGGAGGGCUGGAACAAGCUCGUCAGUUGGUACGGGCUGACAGAUGGUCAGGAGCCAAUCGCCCGCAAGGUGGUGGAGCAGGGUAUGUUUGUGAAGCACUGCAAGGUGGAGGUGUACCUGACGGAGCUGAAGCUCUGUGAAGACAGCAACAUCGACAAUGUGAUCACCAGACGCUUUAGUAAAGCUGACACAAUAGAUAUGAUCGAGAAGGAGAUGAGGAAGCUGUUCAGCAUUCCUGAUGAGCAGGAGACCAGGCUGUGGAACAGGUACAUGAGCAACACGUUCGAGCCUCUCAAUAAACCUGACAGCACCAUCCAGGACGCUGGCCUCUAUCAAGGACAGGUUCUUGUGAUAGAGCAGAAGAACGAGGAUGGCUCUUGGCCCCGAGGCUCCACGGCUCCCAAGUGA